AUGUUUGGCGUGUCCAAGACCAAGUCGACGUGGCAUGUGGUCAACCGAGAGACGACGUCAGCCUUAUCGAAUACUCGCGACAGUGACGAUUAUAUCAAGACGAAAAACAGUUCGCUCGGACUGAUGUUACUGCGCAUGGACGCCGACUUUCAUCACGGUUGA
Peronospora matthiolae is the source of this 162-nucleotide messenger RNA. The record is from the annotation of a GenBank genome assembly. NCBI's taxonomy places the organism in Eukaryota, Oomycota, Peronosporomycetes, Peronosporales, Peronosporaceae.